UCGGCGCUUCGUAGUUUGUCUUUUGGUAUCUCGCUGUAUUUUCUUGCAUUGCCAGACUCAAAACAUCGCGUUUAACGUAUAAUAGAUGCAGAAUAUCUUUAUUUAGUUAAACAGAGUUGCAGAAGAUGCGGGAUGGAUGUUAAUGUCUUGUUGCGCGCUUGACAGUUGUGGUGCACUUUUAGAGAGCCAUUUCUUUUUGACCAUCUGAACUGACAUGAGCAAAUAAUGUUACCGCGUAAAAGUAUCAUUCCUGAUGAGUUCUCUGUACCGGCGCUCGUGUCGCGGAUGCCCCGCAAGCCCGUCUUUAGGGACCGCGUAAACAAAGCGCGCUUUAUCGCCAAGAGCGGCGCAUGUAACCUAGCGCACAAGAACAUACGCGAGCAGGGCAGAUUCCUGCAGGACGUGUUCACCACUCUGGUGGAUCUCAAAUGGCGUUUCACCUUGGUCAUUUUUACCAUGACUUUCCUGUGCAGCUGGCUGCUGUUUGCUAUGGGAUGGUGGCUGCUGGCAUUUGGGCACGGGGAUCUGGACCUCAACCGUAAAGCAGGCAUACAGCAGUGUGUCAUCAAUGUCAACUCCUUCACUUCUGCCUUCCUUUUCUCCAUCGAGGUGCAGGUCACCAUAGGUUUCGGGGGACGUAUGAUUACCGAGCAGUGUCCCACAGCUAUAGCUUUCCUCAUAUUACAAAAUAUCAUAGGCCUUAUAAUUAAUGCCGUCAUGCUCGGUUGCAUCUUUAUGAAAACAGCCCAAUCCCACCGGCGCGCCGAGACCCUCAUCUUCAGCCGUCAAGCUGUAAUCGCCGUGCGCAACAACCACCUGUGUUUCAUGAUCCGAGUUGGAGACCUGCGCAAAAGCAUGAUCAUCAAUGCUGUAGUGCGACUUCAGGUGGUCCGAAAGACCACCACGCCGGAGGGAGAGGUCAUACCUAUCCAUCAGAUUGACGUGCAAACGGAAAGCGCUGGCAACAGCAUUUUCCUGUUGGCACCCCUAAACAUAUGUCACGUCAUUGACAAAGACAGUCCUCUUUACGAUCUAUCAGCCAUGGAGUUACAGUGUAGUGACCUAGAGGUUAUUGUGAUACUGGAAGGCGUGGUGGAGACCACGGGCAUCACUACUCAGGCGCGCACUUCAUACGUGGCCGAGGAAAUCCAAUGGGGCCACCGUUUCGUGCCUAUAGUGACCGAGGAGGAUGGUGUGUAUUCAGUGGACUAUUCAAAGUUUGGGAACACAGUCAAGGUGGCCACCCCGCGCUGUAGUGCCCGUGAGCUGGAUGAGAAGCCGUCGAUUCUGAUCCAGACGCUACAAAAGAGCGAGCUGUCGCACCAGAACUCUUUGCGCAAGAGGAACUCAAUGCGCCGCAACAACUCCAUGCGCAAGAGCAACUCCAUGCGCCGCAACAAUUCGGCUCUCUCUGUGCCCAAAGUGCAGUUCCUGACCCCGGAGAGUGGGCAAAACUCAAUUGUAACAUGACAAGAAGCUUUUCCUUUUUGGUUAUCUUGCAGCAGUCUAUCCUUAAACCUCACUUAUCCUUGUUUAACUAUUACUAAACUCCUUUUGUGUUACUUAAUAAAAACACACUUGAAAACUGUACGUUUUUAUUGUAAAUACCUCUAUAUUUUAUACUGUAAAUAUAUAUACAUUAGUGGUGUAACGGUUCAGAUUUCCCACGGUUCGGUUUGUGUCCCGGUUUCGGUUCAGUUGUGCUAUGUUCAGGUAAAAGGGAUUACUGACAAAUAAAAAUAAGAACAAAUAAUCAAGCUAUAAAUAAUAGCACCAAUAAAACAACAGAGCAAAGCAGAAAAUAAAAUAAGAUACUGUAUAACCUUUUAAGGUAGAAAUGGAUUAAAGUAAUCAAAUAAAACAUAACAUUGCAUAUGUACAAAUUAAAUAAAGAUGAAUCUUAAUUGAAGUUACAGAAGCUAUUGAGUCACAAGCAGUGAGUGAUUUCCUUGACUUUUAACAGACAGCAGGAAUAUGCUGCUGUCGCUUUAAGAGGAAUGAAACAGAUCCAGUACACCGAUACAGUACACAUGCGUUGGUUUUCGUCUGUUUCGUCCAUUCACUUAAGACAUAACCUACUAUGUUUGUUAAGAUACUCGACAAGAGGGGCAUGUUGACCUACUUCGUGUGUGAAUUUGUCCAUUUAAGCGCUUCAAAGACAACUCGAUAUUUACGCCAUGUCUCGAGACAUUCCUUAUGCGCGCUUCGGAUCUUCUCACAGUGCGCAAGUAAGUUUUCUUCUGCAUCAUCUUGCACUUAAAUGUUUAAAUUGGCAAGGCUUGAAUGAGUGUAGUUUAAACAGCAACCUGUGCUGUUCAGGUCUCACAUGCACUCGCGCGCUCACAACACCCGGGUGAUGAAAGCAUUAAUGACUGGUCAUAUUACAGCAUACGUCAAUCCUAUUGAAAUUUGUCUACGUUAUUUGAUUUGUUGUAGGUAUUAAAUAUGUAUCCAUCGACAAACAUAAAUUAGCUGAACUUUGUCAGUCUGUUUUACGCAUUAUAAUUUUUAACUAACCAUAUUAAAUGCGUCAUCAGAUUUAAGAUGAGCCGCGUGCCGAACCGUUGGUGGAGAACCGUGCGGUUAAUUUUUUUUUUACCGAGAACCGUUACACCCCUAAUAUACAUAAUAUAUUUGUUUUCUCCACUUGUCCUUAUGUGUUCACUUUUUUCCCCUCUCUCUCUUUAUAUAUUUCUUUAUAUGUUAUUAUUAUUUACUAUUGUAUAGCUGUAGACCGCCUAUGCUCUCACAAAAGCACUUCAAAUGUAUA
Molecule: messenger RNA, 2770 nt
Organism: Triplophysa rosa
Lineage: Eukaryota; Metazoa; Chordata; Actinopteri; Cypriniformes; Nemacheilidae
Gene: kcnj8
Product: potassium inwardly rectifying channel subfamily J member 8
Exons: 2
Coding region: 226-1470 (414 amino acids)
Biological process (GO): potassium ion import across plasma membrane; regulation of monoatomic ion transmembrane transport
Cellular component (GO): plasma membrane
Molecular function (GO): ATP-activated inward rectifier potassium channel activity
Source: RefSeq, a predicted model, not a curated record